Symbiodinium necroappetens is the source of this 1062-nucleotide messenger RNA. The record is from the annotation of a GenBank genome assembly. Lineage: Eukaryota; Dinophyceae; Suessiales; Symbiodiniaceae.
AUGGAGGGACGCGGCUCUUCAAACGAUGGGAGCAGCUCAGAAGACUUCAAGGAUGAGACCGAAAGCCUGGAAGAACCUCCUUGUGGCAGUUUGGUGGUUUUGGUUGGUCUCCGGCAAGUCGAGUUGAAUGGCCUUGUCGGAACGGUGGAGGAAGGCGGCCCAGAAGGCAGAGUCGCAGUGCGACUCGGUUCUGGCAAAAGUCUGGCCGUGCGCCCUGGCAACCUGCGGCUAGCCGAAGUCGACGCCUUCGACGCUGAUCUCGACGCAGACGACUCGCCUGUUGCGCCUUCGGAGGAUGCGGGCUUGCGUGCAAGGAAGACAGGUGGCUGCCAUUGUGCACGAUCGUCGUUCGAUCCGCUGAACCAGUACGAGAGCAGAUCGGCUUCUGAGGCCACCUUCGAAGAGCAGUAUGCUCGGGCCAACAAAGACUUGGACGAGGAGCCAGCCAAUCUGCAGCAAAGAAAGACCUGGCUAAGUUUGAUAUUCCUUGUUUUGAUUGUUGGCCCAGCAAUGGCAACUUUUUUCAUAACUGCAAAAGAUUGGGCAGACCCACUGGUCCGCGUCGUGCCAGCUGGAGACUCCAAGCAAGUGCAGGACAUCUUCUUUGGGGGCAAUGCUUGGUUAGUAUCCUGCGUUACAUCGAAAACAGCAGCUACUAAACCUCCUUCAGUUUUACAGGCCGCUGCCGAGUUGCUGCGGCCCCGAGGCGUGCGUGUGGCGCGUGUUCACUGCUGGGAGCCCUUGGAGACCAAGAAAGGUCUUCGAAGCCUGGCACAGAGGUUUGGGUUUCGCGAGAAGCCACCCGUGGUAAUGGCCACCAGGGGCCAAGGCUCUCCAACUCUCUUAGCAGCUACGGGACGAGCAGAAGCAUUGGCCGCCAAAGUCCUGGCAGCUGUUAUACCAGAGGAGUCUGCCACUGUCAAGGCUUACACGGUUCGUGAGGGGUCGCCGCUUGUUCGCAGCAAGGGCAGAGCUGGAUGCAGGGGGUGCUUACAGCAUUCAGAAUUACAAUGGAAGGAGCAUGCUUGUGUGCACCCAGUCUGUGAGAGAUUAAGAGGAUAA